UACUUUUAUAGAAACAGUUGCAGUCUCGAAGUAAAUUGCCUCGGCGGCUAGAAGGACUUUUAUUAAAGCAGCACGAUGCCCGCUUAUCUCUCAGAUACGCUUCUGCGAUUGAGGCGUGAUGCAGCAGCUAAAGAUAGUGCAGAUGAGGUGACCACAGUGGCUGAUGACAAUGGAGCGUCCGGUGUGGAGACUUCUACGAAACCAACUAAACAAAAUGGUAUUGACAAAAUUAUGGACGAAGCAUUACAUGAAUUAGAAAAACUACCAAUAUGGGCUAUCAUACUAAUUUGUGCGGGAGUUUUGCUUUUCUUGGUGUGUGCAGCUUAUUGUUGCUGCAAACGUAUUUGCCGCAGGAGAAAGAAGAAAGAUGGCAAAAAGGGGCUAAAAGGAGCAGUUGACCUCAGAAGUGUGCAGAUUCUAGGCAAUUCCAUCAAAGAAAAGGUGCAGCCGGACUUAGAGGAGCUGCAAAUGAAUAUGGAAGAGAAUGAAGAUGCUGAAAGUACAAAAUCUGAAGUAAAAUUAGGGAAACUCCAAUAUUCAAUGGACUACGAUUUUCAGAAAGGCGAGCUAACAGUAAAUGUAAUACAGGCUGCCGACCUACCUGGGAUGGAUAUGUCUGGGACGUCUGACCCAUACGUCAAAGUCUAUCUAAUGCCCGACAAAAAGAAGAAAUUUGAAACAAAAGUCCAUCGGAAAACACUGAAUCCAGUAUUUAAUGAAUCCUUCACAUUUAAGAACGUACCUUAUGCUGAUAUUACGGGUAAGACGCUAAUAUUUGCGAUCUACGAUUUUGAUCGCUUUUCAAAGCAUGACCAAAUUGGUCAAGUCCAAGUUCCAAUGAAUUCUAUAGAUCUUGGAUCAGUAAUUGAAGAAUGGAGGGAUCUCACCAGUCCUGAUAAUGAUGCUGAGAAAGAAAACAAGCUUGGUGAUAUAUGUUUCUCAUUGCGCUAUGUCCCCACUGCUGGCAAAUUAACUGUGGUCAUCCUGGAAGCCAAAAACCUCAAGAAGAUGGAUGUAGGAGGAUUAUCAGAUCCCUACGUCAAAAUAACUUUAUAUCUGGGAAAUAAACGACUGAAAAAGAAGAAGACAACCAUUAAGAAACAUACUUUGAAUCCUUACUUCAAUGAAUCUUUCACAUUUGAAGUUUCUUUUGAACAAAUACAGAAAGUGUCCCUUUACAUCACAGUCGUUGAUUACGAUCGUAUCGGGACGUCCGAACCUAUCGGACGAACCUUCCUUGGCUGCAACUCCACUGGUACUGAAUUGCGUCAUUGGAGCGACAUGUUGGCUAAUCCUCGCCGACCAAUUGCGCAAUGGCAUACUCUUCAAGAAGUGCCCGAGAAAAAUUAGGGCACUCAAUACCAUGGACUCCGCACUAUUUCUUCGAUUUCCCUCAGUUUUAGCUGUACAGUUUCUCCUAACCCUCUCUAUUUCAGCUUAUUUUUUUACAGCAUAUUUAAAAUAUUAUCCUUACAUUUUUUUAGAAGAAAUAUA
Molecule: messenger RNA, 1494 nt
Organism: Octopus sinensis (East Asian common octopus)
Lineage: Eukaryota; Metazoa; Mollusca; Cephalopoda; Octopoda; Octopodidae
Product: synaptotagmin-1
Exons: 9
Coding region: 76-1350 (424 amino acids)
Biological process (GO): synaptic vesicle endocytosis; cellular response to calcium ion; calcium ion-regulated exocytosis of neurotransmitter
Cellular component (GO): synaptic vesicle membrane; axon; dense core granule
Molecular function (GO): syntaxin binding; calcium-dependent phospholipid binding; phosphatidylserine binding
Source: RefSeq, a predicted model, not a curated record